Pseudozyma hubeiensis SY62 is the source of this 2721-nucleotide messenger RNA. RefSeq lists its product as hypothetical. The coding region runs from base 1 to 2721 and encodes 906 amino acids. The transcript has a single exon. NCBI's taxonomy places the organism in Eukaryota, Fungi, Basidiomycota, Ustilaginomycetes, Ustilaginales, Ustilaginaceae. Gene Ontology annotation, cellular component: plasma membrane. The record is from RefSeq and is a predicted model, not a curated record. Gene Ontology annotation, biological process: actin cortical patch localization.
AUGUCGAUCGCUGAUAUGGCUGGCGACGUCGCGGGCCCAUCUGCGGCCGCCGCAACGACGAGCAGCCAAGGCUACUGCACCUUCUGCGUGUUGGCAGAAUUCGACAUCGAUCGCGGCUCCACCCUCUCGCAUCAAUACCCUGCUCCGACCGGCUACGACGAACACAUGCUGGCAGAGCUCAUGCUACCCGAUGGUGUCCAUGCAAGGACAGAAGACUGGACCUUUUUCUUCCUCAAACCGCCCGGCACCAAGCGUGUCGCUCUCCACACCGAUAAUUCCGAUCUCUCUCAGACGCACUAUGCAACAGACUCGACGUCAUGGCUAUCGAACGAUCUCACCUAUGUCAUCAACUUGGUCCGUACCAAGCACGACAACACGGUGCGUCGAGGCGCCCUGGUCAAAGCAAUGGCUAUUGGCACUCGCUUCCCCUUUAUCGACAUCUUCAAGCCCGCACUGUUGCUUGCCCUCGACGACUACUUCAAGGAGCCCGGUCCGGAAUGCCUGGCACGGCUGUACGACUCUAUCAACCGCCUCGAUCUUUCGACCGCACCUUCCUUCACUCGCGCCGAGAAGCUCGUUCUCCGCGGCUCGGAUCGUCGCGACCUCUUCGAAGAGCGCUUCGUCGCCGCUCAGCGCUCCGAAGUGGACACGACUCCGAUCAGUUCCACACCGACUGGAGAGAUCGAGACAAGCCGCUCAUCUCCGACCGAUGGCGCCAGCAUCGAGACCUCACGGCGUCGCACAGACAGCACAUCCACCUUUUCAUCCGAGACGAAAUCGCUCAAGAAGAAGCUCAGCACAGCCUCGCUGCGUCCCGCGCUUGGCGCACGUCGUGGUUCCUCCGCCAACUCGAUAGUCGGUGUCGCGGCAGGAGCGUCAGACAGGAAGUCGAUCUCGAACCCGGCCAUGCUUCCAUCUGGAUCAGCGAGACCGCGUGAUACCCACUACUUCGAUACUCUCCUCACCUACCGCAACGUUGCUUUGCCCAUUCGCGUGCCGCUCACCACGUUUCCCGAAGAGGUCGGCGAGUACUCACUCAUUCGCCUCAUACAGACGUUUUCAGGUCCGCAGUCCACGCCGACAGGACCGAUCCACCCUCAUUUGCAUACCAACGGCCCCUCGACACAUCCCAUCAUCGUCCUCUUCAAUGCUCUCAUCACACAGAAGCGCGUCAUCUUUCUAGGAUACGGACAACCCGCCAACCAUGUAGCCAGCUUCGUCUUGGCCGCUUGUGCCCUCGCAUCCGGGUGCGGUGUCGUUCUGCAAGGGUUCGCCGCUCGAGCUUUCCCCUACACCAACCUGCUCAAUCUUGACGAUCUCGAAAAGGUGCCCGGCUACAUUGCCGGUGUCACCAAUCCACGCUUCGAGGAUCUGCAUGCUUGGGAUCUGCUGCUCAACGUAGAAACAGGCCGAAUCCAAGUCGCAAAGGACGUUGCUCCUGCCGUGCCACCUGCCAGCGCACCGUCACAGGCACUGCUGCGAUCAUCGACAAUGCCUCGCGAUGGCGCUGGUCUGUCGGCCUCCAACACCUUUGGCAGCGUCUCUAGCGCGAGCGGCCAGGACAUUAGAGCCACCGUCGACACCGAGCUUGCGCAGUUCGGGGCGCUCCCAAGCAGUUCGAACGGCGCCGUCUCCAACGCGCCUCUGCCAAACAAAGCAUCCAGCCUCGGCGGUCCUACGUCGCGAGACCGCAACAACGCUUCGCAGUUUGAUUCACGUUUCGACCCCAGCAACGCGCUGUUCCUCGAGGAGCUUCAAAGCGCCAUCGCAUCGCAUUACGGCGAGCGCUUCGUCCGUGCUCGAGUCCAAGAGUACGUCUUCCUCUUUGUUCAGCGUGUCGCGCGCCACGAAGAGCACUUUUACGGCCGUACAUCGCUUGCACCCACGUGCCAGCCGUUCCUCAACGGGCAGUUGGGCUCUGGCCCAGUCUACGUCGACCGCGAAGCAGAGAUGCGCGAGAUCUUGUCGAACCAGAUGCGCAUCGAAGGAUUCCGAUCCACCAUCGCCUACGAUUUGCUCGUGAUCGAAUUGCAAAAGUAUGGCGGUUAUACACAGGCCAUCCGCUCCUUUGAUCUCGGGCAUCAGAUCGGGCGUUUGCGCAGAGCCAAGAAGUUGCUUGCGGGCGAGUCGGAUCUGAUCUUUGAGACGAUCGCAAAGAGCGUCGUGACGCACGAUCAGAUCGUCGAAGUCUUGGCGCUGUUGCCACCACACACGGGAGGGCUGCUUCCCUUGGCCUUGGGCCUCUUCCAUCCUUCAGCGGCUGCCAGAGAUGCUGUGAUGGAUUUCCUGCUCCGCCUCUGUCGGCAUCCGGUCGGCCGCAAGUUUGUGCAAAGCAUGCAUACCUACCACAGACUGGCGUUUGCGAGGCUUGCUCAGGAGCGCGCCGAGAUCGAAGCGGCCGGAGCAGUGGCGGCGAGUACGAGCGAAGAGAUUCAAGAGCUGAGCAUGCGCACGUCAUCACAGUCGACUCUUCCCUCGGCACCGCUGCUUUCAAGCCAGACGACAGACACCGACAGCGUCGCAGGGGUCGUCACAUCGCCUGUGGAUGAACCGUCCACUAUCAAACGUGCGACGGCUAGCGAUGAAGAGCAGUCGAUAGCUGCCAACACGUCAAAAGCGUCGAUGGACGAAACUUCGUACGUGUCCAGCAUGCGCGGCAUGAACCAUCCCUUCCAGUCAUUCAGUCCUGUCAAGGACAACCCUAACGUUUCACAGGCUUGA